Molecule: messenger RNA, 2926 nt
Organism: Eleginops maclovinus (Patagonian blennie)
Lineage: Eukaryota; Metazoa; Chordata; Actinopteri; Perciformes; Eleginopidae
Product: gap junction alpha-8 protein-like
Exons: 3
Coding region: 282-1625 (447 amino acids)
Biological process (GO): cell-cell signaling; gap junction-mediated intercellular transport
Cellular component (GO): connexin complex
Molecular function (GO): gap junction channel activity
Source: RefSeq, a predicted model, not a curated record
CCCAUACAUCCCCGCUCUGGCUCUGUUGAUCCUAUUGUCUCCUGCGUCACCACACGUCGCCCGGCAAAUAAAGGCCGUCUGGCUCCAAGCUUAAAUAUUGCAGCAAACUAAAAACCAACCAUCAGAGCCGAUUCAUUCACAUCUGCUCAGUGGGGCGACAAGGACGGGGCUUUAGGUGGGAAAGAGGGCAGAAAAAAGUUCACUUUUCCCUGCCGGGUGCCAAGAGAACGGGACAGGACUCAACUUGUGCCGGAGCCGCAGCUGUGUGCUACGGACCGAUCAUGGGUGACUGGAGCUUUCUGGGUAAUAUUUUAGAGGAAGUUAACGAGCACUCUACGGUGAUCGGCCGGGUGUGGCUCACGGUGCUUUUCAUCUUCCGUAUCCUCAUCCUGGGCACGGCGGCGGAGUUUGUGUGGGGCGAUGAGCAGUCUGACUAUGUCUGCAACACUCAGCAGCCUGGGUGUGAGAAUGUGUGCUACGACGAGGCCUUCCCCAUCUCCCACAUCCGCCUGUGGGUGCUGCAGAUCAUCUUUGUUUCCACACCGUCUCUGGUAUAUGUGGGUCACGCUGUGCACCAUGUCCACAUGGAGGAAAAACGAAAAGAGCGUGAGGAGGCAGAACUUAGCCGACAGCAGGAGCUGAGUGAGGAGCGUCUCCCUCUGGCCCCCGACCAGGGUAGUGUCCGCACCACGAAGGAGACCAGCACCAAGGGAAGCAAGAAGUUCAGGCUGGAGGGCACCCUGCUGAGGACCUACAUCUGCCACAUCAUCUUCAAGACACUGUUUGAGGUGGGCUUCGUGGUGGGCCAGUACUUCCUGUACGGCUUCCGCAUCCUGCCGCUGUACAAGUGCAGCCGCUGGCCCUGCCCCAACACGGUGGACUGCUUCGUGUCUCGCCCAACGGAGAAGACCGUCUUCAUCAUCUUCAUGUUGGCUGUGGCCUGCGUCUCACUCUUUCUCAACUUUGUGGAGAUCAGUCACCUGGGCCUGAAGAAGAUUCGCUUUGUCUUUCGCAAGCCGGCCCCGGCCCCUGCCCAAGGCGAGGGAUCGGUCCCACUGCCACUACAAGGAAAGAGCCUGCCCCCCCUGGCUGUGCCUUCCCUGCAGAGGGCAAAAGGUUACAGGCUGCUGGAGGAGGAGAAAGCUCCCAUUUCUCACCUCUACCCGCUGGCUGAAGUGGGAAUGGAGGCUGGCAGAGGGGCCCCACCCUUCUCGGCGCUAGAGGAGAAGGCGGAGGAGGUGGUGCCCAUGGGGGACCUCUCUAAGGUGUAUGAUGAGACUCUGCCUUCCUACGCCCAGACCACUGAGACAGCGGGGGUGAUAUUACACGAGGAAGAGGUCGAGGAGGUGAAGUCGGCAGAGGUGGAGGCCGAGAGAGAGGAGAAGGUUGUGGAUGAGGAUGUGGAGGUAGAGGAGGCGGCGAACGGUGAGGGGGUAACUCCAGCUGAGGCCGGGAUGGAGGCAACGGAUACGAUAGAAGACACCAGACCGCUGAGCCGACUGAGCAAAGCCAGCAGCAGGGCCAGGCGUCCGAGCGAUAAAGAUCAUGCAGCAUCAGCACAAAGUAUUGUUGGAGGCCAGACAAUAAAAGAAACCACGCUCAUCAAUGAAAACAAGCAUCCUUGACCCGGCUGUGAAAAAAUCUUUCUACUUGAUUUUGGAUGAACAUAGCAGGUCUUUACCCCAUAACAAAAUAACAAUACUGAUGACAUACUUUCUAAUUAAAAGAAUAACAAAUAACUUGGGGCAACUCCCUCUGUACAUAACGCCCCAUUCCAUGUCUGAUAUUGUACAUAACAACAACAGUUUUCAGUUUUGUCUAUGUUUAGAGGAAUCACACAAGUUAAAACUGUGAUUACAAUAUUUAUUUAAUCUUACAACCCUUAGAAAAUCCACCCCCCAAGAAAUCCACCCUUUCGUAUCAUGCAUUUAUCUGAGUAAACAUUCAUUUCUUUUCAAAAUCAUUGGCUAGUGCUUUAAAUCAAAAGGGGUUAAAGCUUUAAAAGCAUGCCUUAAGUUUAUCACCAAUUUUCGCUCACAUUCUCUGGCUUUGUUUAUUCAAACAGCGGCCACUGUAUAAUUUACUGUGCCUUAUCUGUAACUGUAAAUUCUCUCAUGUUGUUUGUAGCAAGUGCUUAUUUUGCUCCGGGACCGACGUGAAUUUGAUGUUUUAUUUGCUUUUUUUAUUUUCUAUUUGAGUUCAAUUUUGUAUAAACCCCCUCAGCACACACAUGAAAACAUGACUUUAAUAUACAGUACUGUUGGUUUGAAAAAAAGUUGGCUAUUUAAAGAAUAACAUGAAAAUUUUAUGAUGUUAAGAGCAUUUUAAGGCAAAAAGUUGCAUGUUAGCGGACACAAACACAUUCACACAGGGCAGUCUUAUGCACAUUCCUUUGUGUGCACAGACACACACACACACACACACACACACACACACACACACACACACACACACACACACACACACACACACACACACACACACACACACACACACACACACACACACACACAGACACUGUGUUGGUUUUGGGGGUAUGAUCAAAUGGCUCUAAAGAAACUCAGAGAGAAGGCAGCUUUGACCCCAUUGUGACCCCCAACCAUCGUUUUGCUUGCCUCCCACGAUCCAAUGCUGUGAAAUGAAAAAGAGCCUUCGAACAAUCACCAAAUUGUUGUUUAACCAUUUAAACAUUUAACAGUUAGAGCAUCAUGCUGGUCCUUGUGUACGAUCGAUAUGACUGGUAAUGUUUUUUUUGUAUUUUAAGACUGUUGCAUUGCCUGUAUGUUUGUAAGAAGACAUGAUUAAUCUUUGAAAAGAACAAAAAAAACUUUUUACUAACUUGUAGUCUUCUUUGCUGAUAGAUGUGUGGCAGUAUCUUUUUUUGGAAUGUGAACCAACGCAAUAAAAAGUCACACGUGGUCAAGAA